Phaeodactylum tricornutum CCAP 1055/1 is the source of this 615-nucleotide messenger RNA. RefSeq lists its product with no specific name. Lineage: Eukaryota; Bacillariophyta; Bacillariophyceae; Surirellales; Neidiaceae. The transcript has a single exon. Bases 1 to 615 code for a protein of 204 amino acids. The record is from RefSeq and is a predicted model, not a curated record.
AUGGUGUUUGCAUUUGUAGCCUUUGGAGUCCUACGGCUUGCAUCUCGAAGGAAGCGUCUCGUUGUAUUUCUCGUUGGUGAGACACUGACGUUGAACGCAGCAUCCUCAGGGUUCUACCAUGCAACGGAAGACGGUCCCUCUCCUGUGGCUGAGACCGAUUCGCAUGGGCAAACAAGAACCAUUCUUCUACAGCCUGAUUGGGAAAACUUUGUUGAUCCUUCUACUAUCGUGAAGCAAACUAUACCAAACUGUGACUGCGUUGCUACCUCGCAGAUUCAGUUGGUGAUCUCAGUCGGGGCAACACGUAUCUCGUCAUCUUCUGAUUCAUGGCAUUUGCAAACGAUGGACCACCCCGGGCGCCUAAAGACCACGGGUGGGGAUGAAUUCUACGUAAGAUUUGAAUGGCAUAGAGAUGAUGUAACGACUAAGGUCGUGGACUCGGAUCGCCGCGGGAGUCGUCGUAGACCGAACCGUCGUCGGAAAAACGUCGAAACCACAGCGGUCGCUCGCGUCACGGAUUGCACGUAUGGACUCGCUUUUGUCACGACACCAUUAAACACCUACCUACGAGUGGUCAUGGAUUUUCCCAUGCUUCCCAGCAUAAGGGGACGCUGA